Rhipicephalus sanguineus (brown dog tick) is the source of this 1473-nucleotide messenger RNA. Its product is annotated as YTH domain-containing protein 1. Lineage: Eukaryota; Metazoa; Arthropoda; Arachnida; Ixodida; Ixodidae. The record is from RefSeq and is a predicted model, not a curated record. Gene Ontology annotation, biological process: mRNA splicing, via spliceosome; regulation of alternative mRNA splicing, via spliceosome. Gene Ontology annotation, molecular function: N6-methyladenosine-containing RNA reader activity; mRNA binding. Gene Ontology annotation, cellular component: nucleoplasm.
AGAAAAGAAAGAAGAAGCAGCUCCGAGCUUGCGCAUGCGCACGUUAGUCUUCGAUUGUUUCCUUGUUAUUGCAGGUAGUUCUAUGCUGUAGCCGCGUUAAUUUCUUCGUUUCUUGAGAGGCACUAGAUGAAAUAAUGACCUCCCAAGACGCCGAAAGCAAAGACAUGGAGGUCAACGUCUUGGACGAACUCCUGGAGAAUGCCGACGACGACGAUCUGGCGGCGGAGUUAAAUAAUGAAGAGAAAAAAGUUGGCAAACGGCUGCCUUCGACACCCAGCACACCGCCGUCCACAAAGGCCUCCGUAGCUGCUGCCGCUAAAAAGACCUCCGCUACUACUAAGAGUUCCGCCGCUUCUAAGCCCGUCAAGAGGGUCGCUUCAACCGACAAGACCUCUUCGCAGAAGAAAGCCCUGCCUCCCCCAAAAGCUCCUCCGGCAAAGCCUGCCGCUGCGGCGCCCAAGAAGAAGCCUCCUGCCAGCGUGCCUGCCGGUUCGUCCUCGGCCGCGCCUGCCGCUACUGCGUCGGCUUCUUCUUCCUCAAGUUCCACGUCGGCUCAAUCCAAGACUAGCCCAGCCCAGCCAAAGUUGGUCAAAAAGAUACCGCAGACAAAGAUUGCAACCAAGUCUCCAGCAACUGCCGAGAAGCCAGUAGUGAUGAAAGCCAAGCCGGUGGUGUCGGCUACGGGAGAGCCGAAGCUGUCAGCGGAAGACCUCUUGAAAGACGAAGCCGCUCAGAAAGGAAUGGCGAUUAAGAAGACAGUAGCGAAAAAGAUACCAACCACACAUCAAACACAGAACAAGCCAGUCAAAAAGCCUGUGGCGCCACCAAAGGCAGCUGCCCCAAAAGUCUCCGAGACUACUGCAUCUGCAACAAAGGCAAAGCCUGAGAAGGUGGCUGUCACGGCUCCAAAGCCAGCUCCAGUCUCGCCGAUCGUCGUCGUGGCCUCAAACAAGAUGCACGUGCCCGACGAAGACCCGGAUCGACUUCACGUGACGCCCACCGCGGAGGAGUUGCAGGUGGCGGAAGAGCCCCUUCCGCUGCCGCCUGUGGUUGGCGGAGGAAGCUCCCUGUCUAGCAUGCACACACGCCCUCUGGACCCACUCUCGAGCUUCGUCAUGGGUGGCAGCUCGAGUCAUGUGAGCGGCAUCCCCGAGGUCCGAGGGGGCGGACGUACCUCGGCCAACCCGAGCUUCGACGGCCGAAGUGACAUUUCGUCUUCCGGCCACGAGAGCUGCUCGUGCAGCCUCGGCUCGAGCACUUCGAGGUCGCGGUCGGUGUCCAGGUCUAGGUCACGCUCCAGGUCGCAGUCCUACAGCGUGUCUUCAUCGGCGGCUUCAGAACCGGGUGACCGUUCGCCGAGGCACCACGUCUCUCGCAAGAGGCGUCAUUCUCCAAUCAUCUACGACAGAAAGAACAGAAGCGUGGAAAGAACUCCAAAGCGGCCACGAGUUUCUUCAUCUGUUGGAAGACGAG